This is a messenger RNA of Alnus glutinosa, 3068 nucleotides long. RefSeq names its product probable LRR receptor-like serine/threonine-protein kinase At1g67720. The transcript has 15 exons. The record is from RefSeq and is a predicted model, not a curated record. NCBI's taxonomy places the organism in Eukaryota, Viridiplantae, Streptophyta, Magnoliopsida, Fagales, Betulaceae. Gene Ontology annotation, molecular function: protein binding; ATP binding; protein kinase activity. Gene Ontology annotation, biological process: protein phosphorylation. Bases 105 to 2897 code for a protein of 930 amino acids.
GAUGAGUGAGAUGUUUAACUCGACAAACAGUUUUAAUUUUUUGUCAGUCACUUAAUUCUAGGCAGUAGGAACAAAAGAACUGGUUUGUCUUCCUGAUAUCUUCAAUGGGUUCAUUUUCUCAUUUCCCGGUUAUGUUUCUUUUGAUUAUAUCAUCAUCUGUUGUGUGCCAAGUUGAAGAAUUCAUCAGUUUAGACUGUGGAGGAACAAGUAACUACACUGACCGUAGUACUGGACUGCCAUGGAGUUCAGACAAUGGAAUCAUGAGCCACGGCAAAUCAGUGGAAGUAGAAAAUCCAAGUGAAAACGUAGUACAGUAUCGAAGGCGUCGAGAAUUUCCCAUAGACAACAGGAAGUACUGCUAUACUUUAAUCACCCAAGAAAGAAGGCGAUAUCUAGUUCGUGCAACAUUUCAGUAUGGCAGCUUGAAAGAUGAAGAAACAUAUCCUCAGUUUCACGUAUACUUGGAUGCAACUAAGUGGUCAACUGUGUCAAUUUUGGAUGCUUCCAGAGUAUAUGUGAAGGAAAUGAUCAUCAGGGCACCCUCGGAUUCCAUCAAUGUCUGCAUAUGCUGUGCAACAACUGGUUCUCCUUUCAUCUCCACUCUUGAGCUGCGGCCCUUAAAUCUUUCGAUGUAUGCGACGGAUUUCGAGGAUAAUUUCUUCUUAGAAGUAGCAGCUAGAUUGAACUUUGGUGCCCCAAGCAAGGAUCCCAUAAGGUACCCAGAUGAUCCCUAUGACAGAAUUUGGGAGUCAGAUCUUGUUAAAAGGCAAAACUAUCUGGUAGGGGUGGCCCCUGGCACAGAAAGAAUCUAUACCCAGAAGAACGUAGACAUAAAAACGAGAGAGUACCCACCUAUGAAAGUAAUGCAAACAGCGGUUGUUGGCACCAAAGGGCAGCUCACCUACAGAUUAAAUCUAGAAGAUUUCCCUGCCAAUGCUCGAGCUUAUGCAUACUUUGCUGAAAUUGAAGACUUGGGUGCCAAUGAGACUCGGAAAUUCAAAUUAGAGCAACCUGACAUAGCUGACUCUAGAAAUGCAGUGGUAAAUAUCGCUGAGAAUGCCAAUGGGAGCUACACUCUUUAUGAACCGAGCUACAUGAAUGUGACUCUGGACUUUGUUCUGUCAUUCUCCUUUGUCAAGACCCGGGAUUCUACUCGAGGGCCACUGCUUAAUGCGAUGGAAAUAAGUAAAUAUUUAAAGAUUGCUUCCAAGACUGGUGGGCAAGACUUGAUUGUUGUCAAUGCCCUUCGCUUCAUGUCUGCUGAAAGCAUUUGGACAAAUGAAGGUGAUCCUUGUGUCCCAACGCAGUGGGAAUGGGUAACCUGCAGCUUUACCAUACCACCCAGGAUUACAAAAAUUGAGUUGUCAAGAAAGAAUGUGACGGGUGAAAUCCCAUCCGAGCUCAACUACAUGGAGGCAUUGACAGAGUUGUGGUUGGACAGUAAUUCCCUCACAGGGCCACUCCCUGACAUAAGUAACCUUAACAGUUUAAAGAUUCUGCAUUUAGAGAACAACAAAUUGACUGGUCCAUUACCUUCUUACCUCGGUAGUUUGGCAAGCUUACAAGAACUGUACAUACAGAACAACUCUUUUACCGGCGAAAUACCUCCAGGAUUGUUAAAUGGGAAAGUCAUUUUUCACUAUGAAGAUAAUCCCAAACUACGUAAAGCGGCACUGAACAAGAAGCAUUUUAAGUUGAUACUUGGAGUGUCAAUUGGAGCACUUGGGAUUCUAUCAAUUCUAUUCAUAGGAAGUUUAUUAUUAAUGCAUUAUCUUCGAAGAAAGGCAUGUCAAAAGAAAAAGGAUGAAAAAGGUGGGUCUAGGCGUAGCAGCAAUAAACCUUCAACUGCCUACUCAAUUGCCCGUGGUGGGCAUUUAAUGGAUGAAGGCAUAGCUUACUAUAUUACACUCUCUGAACUAGAAGAAGCUACCCAAAAAUUUUCCAAGAAAAUUGGCAAAGGAAGCUUUGGAUCUGUCUAUUAUGGGAAAAUGAAAGACGGAAAAGAGGUGGCAGUUAAGAUCAUGGCAGAUUUGUCUAGCCAUGGAGACCAGCAAUUUGUGACUGAGGUAGCCCUCUUGUCAAGAAUUCACCAUAGAAAUUUGGUUCCUUUAAUUGGAUACUGUGAAGAAGAACAUCAACGUAUUUUGGUUUAUGAGUAUAUGCACAAUGGAACCUUGAGGGAUCACAUAUAUGAUUCUGCCAACCAGAAGCGCUUAGACUGGCUAGCUCGUCUUCGUAUAGCAGAAGAUGCUGCUAAAGGUCUCGAUUACUUACACACUGGAUGCAACCCAAGUAUCAUUCACCGAGAUGUAAAAACAAGCAAUAUUCUCCUAGACAUCAAUAUGAGAGCAAAAGUGUCAGAUUUUGGACUUUCAAGGCAAACUGAAGAAGAUUUAACCCAUAUAUCAAGUAUGGCACGAGGGACAGUAGGCUACUUGGAUCCUGAGUACUAUGCAAAUCAGCAAUUAACCGAAAAGAGUGAUGUUUACAGUUUUGGGGUUGUUCUUCUGGAAUUGAUCUCUGGGAAAAAGCCUGUAUCUGCAGAAGAUUAUGGUCCUGAAAUGAACAUUGUUCACUGGGCAAGGUCCUUGAUCCGUAAAGGUGAUGUUGUCAGCACCAUAGACCCUUUCCUAGUAGGAAAUGUGAAGACCGAGUCCAUUUGGAGGAUUGCUGAAGUUGCAAUCCAGUGUGUUGAACAACAUGGGGCUUCCAGGCCAAGGAUGCAGGAAAUAAUUUUGGCUAUACAAGAUGCUACCAAGAUUGAGAAGGCAAUUGACCAAAAAAUAUCAUCCUGUAGUUCCAAGGCACAAUCUUCAAGGAAAACUUUGCUGGCAAGCUUUCUUGAAAUUGAGAGCCCUGACUUAUCAAAGGAGUGCCUGGUUCCAUCUGCAAGAUAAUUUUGCAGUAGCCCACCUAAGAGUUUAAAGCAGUGUAACAUAUAUGGUUAUCAACUUCACAAAUGGUUUUGCUUCAAGACCUAAAUUAACCACACGGUUUUGUUCUUCAUCUCCUAUGAAAUUUAGUACCUUUCCCUUUUAUGAAAGAUAUGCUAGGAUCAAAUUUAUGCU